This is a messenger RNA of Phoenix dactylifera (date palm), 2253 nucleotides long. RefSeq names its product Phototropic-responsive NPH3 family protein. The record is from RefSeq and is a predicted model, not a curated record. Gene Ontology annotation, molecular function: protein binding. Lineage: Eukaryota; Viridiplantae; Streptophyta; Magnoliopsida; Arecales; Arecaceae.
CAUUUGCAUUAAUUAAUCCUCCCAAUAUAUCCCCCACAUCUCCCAGCCAGACCUCAGCAAGGCAUCCCCUCCUUGGAUUCUGUCCCUUCCUUGAAUGCUCUCUGCCCAACCACUUCUCAUAUAUAUUUACUCUCCACCAAAAGAACAGCGUGACCGGGGAAAGAGAGUGAAAGAAGAAUAAAUCCUGUUCCAAAAGUUGGGCUCCCAUCUCUGCAGAGAGUCAGUAUAUGGCGGUGCCUCUGUAAGCGCUUAACAGGAAGGGGAGAAGCUUUUUAUCACAGAAGUGAGAGCUGACUGCUUGGUGAUCACUGGCAGUAGCUGGGCAAUGAACUAAAGCCAAGAUGAAGUUUAUGAAGCUUGGAACCCGGCCUGACACCUUCUUCACCACAGAAGCCAUAAGGUCUCUUUCUUCUGAAGUCUCAACUGACCUCAAGAUCCAGGUCCAGAACAGCUUAUAUCAGCUACACAAGUUUCCUCUCCUUUCCAAGUCCUUGCGCUUGCAACUACUCUGCUCUGAAUUGAAAAACACCUCGGAGGAUGCAAUCAUCCUACUUCCUGACCUCCCCGGCGGUGCCGAGGCAUUUGAGACCUGUGCAAAAUUCUGCUAUGGUAUCACCAUCACUCUCAGCGCCCUCAACAUCGUGCCAGUCCGAUGUGCCGCCGAGUACCUUCAGAUGAACGACGACGUCGACAGAGGCAACCUCAUAGGCAAGCUCGAGGUCUUCUUCAGAUCAUGCAUCCUUCGCCGCUGGAAGGAUACAAUCGUCACGCUGCAGAAUACAAAGCAAUAUGCUCCCCUGUGUGAGGAGCUCGGAAUGACAGGCCGCUGCAUCGAUGCCAUCGCCACGAUGAUCAUCGCCCACCCUUCCAAGGCAAACUUGUCUCACAGCAGUCAGAAGCUGUUGUCGAAAGACUGGUGGGCACUAGACAUCUCUGAAUUGGGGAUAGACCACUAUUGGAGGAUCAUGGUGGCUGUCAAGUCUGCAGGCGUAGUUUCGAACAAGCUCGUCGGGGAGGCAUUGCUGGUUUACGCCUUCCAUUGGUUGCCAAACAUGGAAAGAGAUGGCCAUCAGAGCAACCAGCUCACAGAGAAUUCUUGCUCAGAACCUCUCAGAGAGAUCACCUUGAAGCACAGAUUGCUGUUGGAGAAAUUAGUAAGCUUAUUACCAAUUGACAAAGGCUCUGUGUCUUGUAGUUUCCUUCUAAGGCUUCUUAAGGCCGCCAACAUACUUAAUGCCUCAGUAUCAUCAAAGAUGGAUUUGGCGAGGAGAGCCGGAGUUCAGCUGGAGGAAGCGACUGUUAGAGAUCUCUUAAUUCCAUCUCUGUCCUACGCAGACGAGCUGCUCUACGAUGUCGACAUAGUGAUGAUCAUAUUGGAGGAGUUCAUGCUUCAAGGACAGAGUCCUCCAACUAGCCCUCCGAGAGGAAAGCUCAAUUGCGAGAGGAGACGAUCCCGGUCGGCGGACAACGUGGAAUUCGAGGGGCAGGAGAACGGCAGGAGGUCAUCUUCUGCCUCCCAUAGCUCCAAGCUGAGGGUGGCUAAGCUCAUAGAUGGUUAUCUCAAGGAGAUUGCAAGAGAUCCAAAUCUGCCUAUGGAAAAGUUGAUUGCUCUUGCUGAAGCUGUGCCGGACUUCGCAAGACCAGACCAUGAUGAUCUCUACGGAGUGAUUGAUAUUUACCUCAGGACACACCCAGACCUGGGCAAGAAUGCAAGGAAGCAGUUGUGUCGGAUCUUGGAUUGCAAAAAGCUCUCAGUUGAAGCCUGCAUGCAUGCUGCUCAGAAUGAGCUGCUUCCAUUAAGAGUAGUGGUGCAGGUCCUGUUCUUCGAGCAAGCCCGUGCCGCCAUGUCCAGUGGCCAGGUGAAUGAGCUGCCUCACAACAUUAAGGCACUGCUAGCUAAAACGGCUGCAGGAGAUGGAGAAAGAGAAGAACCAAAGCUUCAACAUUUGGGCUCUGCGACCCAUACGGAUGAUAACUGGAGCAUCUCCGAAUUGAAAUGCCCGACGUCGAAGCUUGCAACACUUAGGAUGAAGCUGGCAGAGGUCGACAAUGGCAUGGAUGAUAUUGUGAUGCCUCGCGAUGGUCUGAUGAGGAGCUCUUCUUCGAGGUUCAAAGCUUUGUGCUCUAUCCCUACAAAGCCAAAAAGGAUACUUAGUAAAUUGUUGUCUAUGAAUAGAAGUACAAGUGAGAGACAUUGAGACUAUUGCUUUAGGCAGAGACUAAUAGUAAUGUGGUGCCUUUUUCCUCUGUUCA